Molecule: messenger RNA, 4658 nt
Organism: Porites evermanni
Lineage: Eukaryota; Metazoa; Cnidaria; Anthozoa; Scleractinia; Poritidae
Source: the annotation of a GenBank genome assembly
AUGGCGUCAGAGCUCUGCACUGACACUUUAGGUCACUUGUCGUCACUGAUUCAGUUUCACAGAACUUUUAUGCUGGCGUAUUGUAUUUUAUUGUUGCUAUUUUCUGUGGUGGCAGUUCUUGGAAAUGUUCUUGUUAUUCACGCCUUGUGGAAAGUAUCAUCUAUUCCGUCCAAUAUAAAGAAGCUGUUCUUGAGUCUCGCUUUCUCGGAUCUUGCGGUGGGAAUGUUGCCACAGCUUAUGCUGGGUGUGAACAUCGCAGUGAUGUUAUCUCAGACGUCGAAUGGUGACAGAAACUUGGCCUCGUUUUGCCCAGUAAUCGUUACUGCCUGCUAUUUUUUCAUUUUUCUUCUCUGCAGCGCAUCUUUUCUAACCAUUGCAGCUAUUGCAGUUGACAGACUUCUCGCUAUUUUGUUACAUCUGCGAUAUCGCGAACUCGUCACAUCAAAACGUGUCAAUAUGGCGUUGAUUAUGGUAUGGUUAACAAGUGGUUUUGCUGCCUCUAUAUCCAUUUUACUCACCGUAGGCAACAUGGUCAUCGCAACUGUUCAGUUUAUUUUGCUUCUGUUGACAACUGUGGCAUAUGUCCGUAUCUUUAACGCUGUGAAAUACCAUCACAAUCAAAUACAAAGUCAACUUCAGCUGCAAAGCGUCCAAGUGGUUGAUCUCCUUCGACAGAAAAAGUCCGCCAUGAAUGCUUUGGUUGUUUAUGUAGUUUUCCUUGUUUGUUAUCUUCCAAUUUUCGUCGUUGCAAUAUUAUUGUUAACUUAUGGGGAAGGAAUUUCCAUGCUAGUAGCCAAUUAUAUCGCGAUAUUUUUUGUGUUCCUUAAUUCUUCUUUAAAUCCUCUCGUUUACUAUUCGCGAUAUCGAGAAAUUCGUAUCAUUAUGAGAAACACAAUAAAAAAGUAACUUACCAUGUCGAUACAUAAACGAGAAAAGAUCGUAGCGAAUGAUUUCAAUCAUUGGCUUUGGUAUAAUUUUUACACUGGCAAACAAGUGUUCUUAUUUAUUAACUGUAUUGCAGAGAAUCAUCGCGCCGAAGCAAGCUAUGAGGUGUGUGUGCGUGAUAAAAGAGAUACAUAUUACAAAUAUAUUACAAAUCUGAAUUAAAGCAACCAAGUUACCCGUAUUUAUCUGUUUUUGCCUCAAAUUUUGCAUUUAAACAGAUUUUGAUAUAUGUAUUUUUUAUUUUAUACCAUUUCCUUGUGGGCAAUAUUCUUGAUCUUGCGCUAAUAAAAUAAAUAUCGUAAACUUUAAAAUCGUAGUAUUAAACUGUAUUCGAACUGCAGAUGAUCGCAGAUCGCUUGAAACAUUUCUUGCUUUUGGAGCUUGGUUUGUCUGCUAUUUUCCAGACCAGCUGGGAACUUUUAAAUCAAAAAUAGUGAUUCACUACGCCCCAUUGACUAAAUCAUUUUCUAGCAUGUUUUGCAAUUAUGAUUUAUUUAACCGUUCAGUAGUUGUUUUAAAAGAAACGGCAAAGUAGUGAGAUUUUGUUUUUUAAAGUUUUAUCGCUUAAAUUCAGCAAGAGAUUCCCUGCAUUUUAAUUGCUAAAGGAGAAAACGUCCCUUUCAACGUAAACUGGUGUCCGUUAGUGUUAAGAAAAAACAAGUAAACAAACGAAAACAGAAGAAACAUGUACAUUGCAAAUUUGCAUUAAUAAUGACAUUGGAACUAAGUCUGUUCUUGUUAAAAUCACAAGUAUAACUUGAGUUUAAAACUGUACGACACGAAGUUCAUCCUGAUUGGACAUCGCCUAAUUAAGCUGCCUAAAUACAGGAUAUUUUAUUGAUACAGUAACUGGUUUGUAAAAAAGUAUAUGUCAAAAAAAUGUGAACCGCUCACGGUUUUACUUCUGUAUUUAUUUUGGUAUGCAACACAGAAAUAAUGCGUCUUAGGUUAAAAUGAUGCUUCAGAAAUGGUGCGAUUUAGAACAGAAAUGGUGCGAUUCGUGAAUAAAUAUCACGUUGCUGAGAGCGAACCAGUAUUUUCAAAAUGGUUUCCAUGAAAAUACUAAACGGUUAUUAUUGGCCCUAUAUCCCUGUUCAAGGCAAAUGGGUUGUACUGUGCCUUUUUAUGUCUGCUUUUAAGCGGUCUUUUUGGAAUACGAAAGAAGAGGAAAUCUUGUUAGUGCCGUGAGAGAUUUAAAAAAUUAUAUAUUGGGUUAUGUGUAUUCUAAUGGAAACUUUGAGUUGCUUUUGUGUUAUUAGCGUGGGAAGGGUAAUAUUGUAUGUGCUGUUACCCUUAAGUUUUUGCUUGUUAAGUGUGUGAUAUAAUUGUCGUUUCCUGUUACGUUAUUUUGCUUAACCUCCUACCGCUGGCACACUGGUUUCUUGACUUUGUUAUUGUUACAUGGCGAAAAGAGCUAUAUUAUUAACUGUCGCUCAAUAUUAGUAAUUUGCGUUGGGGUUAAGGCUUUGAAAGAAUGGCGCACUUCCACCUUGAAGCUCAUUUUGUUCGGAAACAACCAGAUAUGAAAGAAUAAAUCAGGUUUUCCCUCUGUACUACUUGCAACCUCUACAGUCUUAACUGAAGCUGAUGGACACUAGACAGCUGGGCCAAUAGUAUGGACCAUAAAAGCGUUCAACUGGUGUUGUUUUUCUGGAUCUCAAGCAGGUGUUUGACAGAAUCGACCUUACAUGAUAAAUAUUAAUUUCAAAAUUAUUUCACGAUGGAAUACAUAGGAAAGGUUACAAAUGGUUACCCUGAGAACGGACCUCUGGAGUCAGGAUAACAAAUGGCUCAAGCCUCUUUUUGGCGGACGAUUCUUACAGGGGCCUGCCCAAACUGUGUAACCACGCAUUUGCCACAGUUGCAAAUGUAUACGAAAUAGAUCGAGAAACCGAUAAGUUAGCUCUAUUGUGAAAUAUAGUGAAACCUCUACAGAAGUAACCGGCCAACUCUCAACAACAGCCGUCUGACUACAAUGACCAUUGCAUUUACUGUCCGGACGGAUGGUCCGUAAACAGUAGAAUCCCUCUCUACAGACACCCGUAUUACGGACAAUUCCGCUUCUCCCAACAUACGGACACCGGACAACACGGACAUUUUUCGUGGUCAUUUGCAUAUCUCCCAAGAUGUCGUCAACCGCCGUCUACUGACGCUGUAUAUCUGCAUACUGUCUAUGACUGAAUAUCUUACCAGUGAAAACCCGAGUAACCAAAACGGUGUAUGACCCUUCAGAGCACGGGCGUAGCUGGGGGGCGGGGAGCCUGGCUUGCCCGUGAACCCCCCCCCCCCCCCCCCCCCGGCCCUUCUUCUCCUAUUUUCUUUUUGUGGGUGGGAGCUGUGGGGUUGGCAUCCUCAAAAAAGAGGAAGAGGUUUUUUUUUUUGCUGUGGUACUUCCUUACCACUUUCUGGUCGGUUCGGUCUCGUUAGGUGCCCCCCCCGCCCCCCUCUUUUUUUUUAUUGGGGGAACUUUUUUCUUCUUUGUUGUUGUGGUUUUGUUGUAGGCUUUGCCGUCCCCCCCGCUCGCUGCUAAUCCGAAAAAAAAAGUCACCUUUGGUAACACACGGGGGGGAUGUCGACUGGCCAAUCGGAUAAGUACUUUUGGGGUGGCACAGUGUGGCCCUCCCCCCCCCCCCUGUGAAAAAUCCUAGCUACGCCCCUGUAGUGGUUCUCUCCAGAAUACAGGCCACCUGGCUGAGUCGCAAACUAACACCGUCAUUACGUAGUUAAGUCGCAUGUUCCACUGUCGUGUUGUAAGAACGGCAUUGAUCAACAUUUAGGAUGAAUUCGAUCGCUGCAUUUGCAUGUGACCGUCUCAUUUGCCAGUUGAAGUUUUCUUUUAUUGUUUUUCACCGUCACUGCGCAAGCACGACGUGAAAGACCAAAUUUAAGUUCACUUGGGAACGUAAACGGCAGGUUGAUAAAUUUUGCUGAAUCUUUCUGAGCUAGGAAACAGUCAACUCGUUGACGCUUCGGUCGUCAACUCUGUUGCAUCUCACCUCUUCAUGAUCUGCAAAAUCUGGCGAUUAAGCUUAUACUUCAUCCGACUCAUAAACAGGCCUUUGCUGGGCCGGAGAGUACCAGGGUGGAACUUCAUCUAUGAGUCCCAGGUCACACAGCAUCUCGUAGAAAAGUACCUUAAAGUAGAGUCAUGUCGGGAAAGGUACUUGCUCUGUGCCAGCGCACCGGUCCCAGAUAAGAUGUGAGCCAGUGGCCUUACCACACAUUUUGCACAACGUCUCGUGGUGCGAACACUGACUUGCAUUUAAUCGAGUUGCUAAUAGUUGUUCCUACAGCUCAAACAUUCCGGUGAUUGUGUGUGUUGGAGAGGACUUCCACUCUCUGUCAGCCACCAAAAGCAUGCACUACCGCUCACUUUCUCGUCCUGUAGCGUAGCUGUAACGAGACUUCCUUGCCAUCGCUGAUUUCUAACUUCUUCUUCUAGCCUCUCUACUUGACAAUUUCGCAGUUCCGUCUUGACCGUACGGAAAUCGAUCUCCCGUAUAUCUACUAUAAUUUAUAUUGAUAACCUCAAGAUUUUCGCUGCACCUGAGAGUAAACUUAAUCGGGUCAUGAACAUGGUGGAAACGACUGUGGAAGAUGUGGAGCUACAGUGGAACCCCAAGAAGUCUGCAGUGGCUCAUAUGAGAAGGGGAGUGCAUGUGAGUGAUAACUCGGGGAUGAUAUUGGAUGGCAUGGCCAGGAUAGGUCAGUAA